Eriocheir sinensis (Chinese mitten crab) is the source of this 5666-nucleotide messenger RNA. Its product is annotated as sodium/potassium-transporting ATPase subunit alpha-like. Gene Ontology annotation, biological process: potassium ion import across plasma membrane; proton transmembrane transport; intracellular sodium ion homeostasis. Gene Ontology annotation, cellular component: membrane. Gene Ontology annotation, molecular function: P-type sodium:potassium-exchanging transporter activity; ATP hydrolysis activity; ATP binding. The transcript has 15 exons. NCBI's taxonomy places the organism in Eukaryota, Metazoa, Arthropoda, Malacostraca, Decapoda, Varunidae. The coding region runs from base 326 to 3439 and encodes 1037 amino acids. The record is from RefSeq and is a predicted model, not a curated record.
GAAUCCCGGCGGUGGAGGUUGUCGUGAGGCGCGCCUCGAAGAGAUCGGACGUGCACUCUGCCCAGCAGUGUCGACCACCAAACACUCCACACGCUGAAGAAUGUGCUUGUAGCGAAAACUAUCACCAGUCCAAGAGGGCAACCCAGAGCGAGUGAACGAGUGUACAGAGUGAUUGUAGCCUAGUGGCGUGUACAUAAGUGUGUACAUACAGUGAUCGGUGGUGCUGGUGGAAGCCAGCGUCUGGCCCUUGUUCGUGGAUACCGUGUAUCCUCUGCUGCCGUCCUUCUGCUGAGCGUGGCCGCCGCCUACCUCCACUCCAGCAACCAUGGCCGACACGGGAAGGGCAGAUUCGUACCGGCACGCUACGGACCGAACCAUCCCUGAUGAUAACCGAACUGUGCAAGGGGACCCCAAGUCCAAAAAGAAGAAUGUGAAGGUAAAGAAGAAGGGGGAGAAGGAUAUGGACAACCUGAAGCAGGAGCUGGAGCUAGAUGAACACAAAGUCCCCAUCGAAGAACUCUUUCAGCGCCUCUCCGUCAACCCCGACACAGGUUUGACCAUGGCUGAGGCUCGCCGCAGGACAGAAAGAGAUGGCCCCAACGCCCUCACUCCUCCAAAGCAGACUCCGGAAUGGAUCAAGUUUUGCAAGAACCUGUUCGGAGGCUUCUCCUUGCUACUGUGGAUUGGUGCCAUCCUCUGCUUCAUCGCCUACUCCAUCGAGGCAGUCUCAGAGGAGGAGCCCAACAAUGAUAAUCUGUACUUGGGCAUUGUACUCACUGCUGUCGUGAUCAUCACAGGCAUCUUCUCAUACUACCAAGAGAGCAAAAGUUCGCGUAUCAUGGAGUCCUUCAAAAACCUUGUUCCUCAGUAUGCCAUUGUCAUCCGUGAAGGUGAGAAACAAAACGUCCAGGCUGAGGAACUCUGCUUAGGUGACAUCAUUGACGUCAAGUUUGGUGACCGUAUCCCUGCUGAUGUGCGUGUCAUCGAGGCUCGAGGCUUCAAGGUCGACAACUCUUCCCUCACUGGUGAAUCUGAGCCUCAGAGCCGCUCUUCGGAAUUCACCUCCGAAAACCCUCUCGAGACGAAGAACCUUGCCUUCUUCUCUACCAAUGCUGUUGAGGGUACGGCAAAGGGUAUUGUAAUCAACAUUGGCGACAACACUGUGAUGGGCCGCAUUGCUGGUUUGGCCUCAGGCCUGGAGACUGGAGAGACCCCCAUUGCCAAGGAAAUCAGUCACUUCAUCCACAUCAUUACUGGUGUGGCAGUCUUCCUGGGUGUUACCUUCUUCGUCAUUGCCUUCAUUAUGGGCUACCACUGGCUGGAUGCUGUUGUGUUCCUCAUUGGUAUCAUUGUGGCCAAUGUACCAGAAGGUCUGCUGGCUACUGUGACUGUAUGUCUCACCCUCACUGCCAAGCGUAUGGCUGCCAAGAACUGCCUGGUCAAGAACUUGGAAGCUGUGGAGACCCUUGGUUCAACUUCAACCAUCUGCUCUGACAAGACUGGCACCCUCACCCAGAACCGUAUGACAGUCGCUCAUAUGUGGUUCGACAACACCAUUAUUGAAGCCGACACCUCUGAGGAUCAGUCAGGCUGCCAGUAUGACAAGAGCUCUGAAGGGUGGAAGACCCUCUCCAGGAUCGCUGCUCUAUGCAACCGUGCUGAGUUCAAAACUGGCCAGGAAGAUGUUCCCAUCCUGAAACGAGAGGUGAACGGUGAUGCUUCUGAGGCAGCCCUACUGAAGUGUGUGGAACUGGCUGUUGGAGAUGUCAGAGGCUGGCGUUCCCGCAACAAGAAGGUUUGUGAGAUUCCCUUCAACUCCACCAACAAAUACCAAGUGUCUAUCCACGAGACACAGGACAAGAAUGAUCCUCGCUACCUCCUCGUAAUGAAGGGUGCCCCCGAGAGAAUCCUUGAGCGAUGCUCAACCAUCUUCAUGAAUGGUGAGGAAAAGGCUCUGGAUGAGGAACUGAAGGAAUCUUUCAACAAUGCCUACCUUGAGCUCGGAGGUCUUGGAGAGCGUGUGCUGGGCUUCUGUGACUACAUACUUCCCUCAGACAAGUAUCCCCUGGGUUAUCCCUUCGAUGCUGAUUCUGUCAAUUUCCCCGUACAUGGCCUCAGGUUUGUCGGACUCAUGUCCAUGAUUGAUCCUCCCCGUGCUGCUGUGCCUGAUGCUGUGGCCAAGUGCCGUUCUGCUGGUAUCAAGGUCAUCAUGGUUACUGGUGAUCACCCUAUCACUGCCAAGGCUAUUGCCAAGUCUGUGGGUAUCAUUUCUGAGGGCAACGAGACUGUGGAGGACAUUGCCCAGAGGCUCAACAUUCCCAUCAAGGAAGUUGAUCCUCGUGAAGCCAAGGCUGCUGUGGUUCACGGCUCUGAGCUGAGGGACAUGACUUCUGAGCAGCUUGAUGAUGUUCUCAUCCAUCACACAGAAAUUGUGUUUGCCCGUACCUCUCCACAGCAGAAGCUGAUCAUUGUAGAGGGCUGCCAGCGCAUGGGAGCCAUUGUGGCCGUGACUGGAGAUGGUGUGAAUGACUCCCCAGCUCUCAAGAAGGCUGAUAUUGGCGUGGCCAUGGGUAUUGCGGGUUCCGACGUGUCCAAGCAGGCUGCUGACAUGAUUCUGUUGGACGACAACUUUGCCUCCAUUGUCACCGGGGUGGAAGAGGGCAGGCUUAUUUUUGAUAACCUGAAGAAAUCUAUCGCCUACACCCUCACUUCCAACAUCCCCGAGAUCUCACCUUUCCUGUUCUUCAUGAUUGCCUCCGUGCCUCUUCCUCUGGGAACAGUUACCAUCCUCUGCAUCGAUCUGGGUACUGACAUGGUGCCUGCCAUUUCCCUUGCCUAUGAAGAAGCUGAGUCAGAUAUUAUGAAGCGCCAGCCCCGCAAUCCCUUCACGGACAAGCUCGUGAACGAGAGACUCAUCUCCAUGGCCUACGGUCAGAUCGGCAUGAUCCAGGCCCUGGCCGGCUUCUAUGUAUACUUCGUCAUCAUGGCUGAGAAUGGCUUCCUGCCUCCCAAACUCUUUGGCAUCCGUGAGCAGUGGGACUCCAAGGCCAUCAACGAUCUGGAGGAUCACUAUGGCCAAGAAUGGACCUACCACGACCGCAAGGUCCUUGAGUACACCUGCCACACUGCAUUCUUUGUGGCCAUCGUGGUGGUGCAGUGGGCUGACUUGAUCAUCUGUAAGACCCGCCGUAACUCCAUUCUUCACCAGGGCAUGAAGAACAUGGUGCUUAACUUUGGGCUGUGCUUCGAGACCACACUGGCUGCCUUCCUCUCCUACACCCCAGGCAUGGACAAGGGUCUGAGGAUGUACCCACUCAAGUUCUAUUGGUGGCUGCCGGCUCUGCCCUUCUCAUUACUCAUCUUCGUGUACGACGAGUGUCGCCGGUUCGUGCUGCGCAGGAACCCUGGUGGCUGGGUGGAGAUGGAGACCUAUUAUUAAGGUUUGUAGCGAGCACAAGUUUACAAGAGCUCAAGAGUGUGGCCACCACCAGCAGCCUCCUCCCUCACAGCCAGCACUUGCAUCACCAUCACUCCUCCUUGAUGUCUGAGGAUUGGAACUGUUGUAAUAUACCCCUAAAAAGAAAAGCUAUACAGUUAGGAGCCUGAGAAUCUAGAACAACCAAGUGUUGGUGGCUCAGUAAUGUGCUCUGUCAUAUGAUUCCAUUGUUUAUUUCCUUGUUACUUACUGGGGAUUUUAAUGUCAUUAUGGUUGUUUCUAAUUUCCCCCAUUGUUAUAUAUAAGAUUUACAGUAAGUAACACUGAAAUAUUUGUACAGAAUCCUGGUGAAAGCAUGUAUUAAAGACAAAAAGUGACAUAAAAAAAUGCAGGAAACUUGGACUGAGGCGCCUGAGCCUCGCCUGGCCAGGGUGCAGGUGUGAGAAAGCAGGGAGUUCUGGAGGGCCACUAUAAAAAAUAGAUAUAUAUAUAUAUAUUUAAUAUUAAUAACUAAUACAAAAAUAUAUAUUAUAAAUUAUAGUCUAUAUAUAUUCAUUGACACAGCCCAUACCUUACAAGCAGACCCAGAGAUGCAUGGACUUGGUUGUGCAGCACGUGUAUGCGCAGACACGCACGUGCUUGCACACACACGCACACACACACACACACACACACACGCACACACACACACACAUACGUACACACAUGUAUGUAUGGCUCAAGAAAUAUUAAAAUGAAAAAGCCCGCUGUGGUGUUUAGAUGGAAAACUUUGGUUUCUUACACAAGUAGCCCUGGCAAGUUUGUCUCAUCUGUUAACUUUUGUGUAAAUUUUAGUGCACAUGAGUAGAAGUGUGAUGGCUACGGAAGUGCAGCCAAAAAACAAGUGUAAAAAAUGUGUAGAUAGUGUGUAGACAGCCCCUGAUCUUCAUAAGACGACCUAUAGUUUGCAAGAAAGUUUUCAUAAUCCACCAUUCGGAAUCAACUUGUUACAGCUGUCCUGCUCAAACCUUCUCCCAUGUUCGUUGGUUCAUGUUUUAAUGCUUAGGUUUAUUUUAUGUUCUCCCUCAAUCAGUGGAUAUGUAUUAACAUUUUUACAUAUGUGCAGUAAAAUCUGAAAGAUAAUACAUUUUAACUUAAAAAAUAACUGUGUAAUUUAAUUUGAUCCCUUCUAUAGUAAUGCCUUAUCUUCUCAAAUUGCUUUGGUUUUUAAAUUUAUUAAAACCAUUUUAUUGGGUCGGUAACAUUCCACACUCCAGUACAGCUUUGCACAUGGAAUUUGCUUUUGUUUUAGAAGCCGGUCAUUGGUAGAAGUAGGAUUUUUCAUCUAGCUCUUAGGUUAGCAAAAAUUCAUAGCUCCACUCUUUAUGCUUUGUAUCUUGAGAGCGAAGCCGGUUUAGAAUGAGCGCAUGAUAUAGGACGAAUGCAUGACUACAGUGUAAUGCAAUUACCGAACAUUUUUUCCUUCAUUGUUAACCAAAGAGCAUUCAUCAUACAAAAUUGAGCCUUCUACCUCUGUAGUUCCUGCUCAGCUUCUACCAAGUCAUGUUGAAGCUUAGUUUUUGAUGUAAACCUGUGUAGUUUGUGGCCACACAAAUUAUGAUGAGUGGUUGAAAUACCUGGUUGUCUAAUGCUGACCAUUCAGAAUGAAUCUCGUGGACAACAAUACUGUUAUGUGUUUACCACAAAAACUGUGCUAAAAUCUAGCUGCCAGGUGUAGGACCUUGUUGUUUUAGAUUUUAUUUGAUCCUACUGUAUAUGUCUGGUGAUGGAGUCUUGUGGUGAAGACUCGUGACAAGCAAGGAACCAUUGCCUCUGCGGGACCUGCAGCAACACUGUGGUUCAGUGUGUUAGCCAAAUACAGUGUGAUUUCAUGCUUGUCAUCCUUCCAAGCUUCGUACUAAAGCAACUAGCUGUGGGUCGGCCUUUGUACAUAGGAGAUAAAAGAUAUCAUAAUAAUUAUUGAUAAGAGUAAUAUUAAAUAUCAUGGCAACUAUAUCUUGUUAUAAAGCAGCACUGUCACUUAGACUUUAUUUUCCUGAAGGAGGCAGGGAGGGGGCGCCUGACAUCACGGGGGCAGCAGCGCUCUGCUGCUCCCUCUUGCUUCCCUGCCUCAGUUUCCAUUUUUCGUGAGGAAGAAAUUUUGGAAAAUGAUCACAUUUUAUUUUGGAGAAAGUUAAAACAUUUGGAUCCACUUCAAAUACUGGAUUCAACAAUAAAGUGUUCAGAAAUU